Musa acuminata AAA Group (dessert banana) is the source of this 2989-nucleotide messenger RNA. RefSeq lists its product as uncharacterized. The coding region runs from base 241 to 2565 and encodes 774 amino acids. The record is from RefSeq and is a predicted model, not a curated record. Gene Ontology annotation, biological process: regulation of DNA-templated transcription. Gene Ontology annotation, cellular component: nucleus. The transcript has 13 exons. Lineage: Eukaryota; Viridiplantae; Streptophyta; Magnoliopsida; Zingiberales; Musaceae.
ACCGAGGUCAUCCAACACCACCAACUGAAGUCGACGAUCUGCGGUGGCGGACAUCUGAGGGGCGAGAAGAGUCGGUUCGCAGCUUCAGCUCGUUACCGGCUUCCGUUUCUUUUCACCGUCAGUCUUUGGUGUCCGCAUGCUUGGGACCGGGCAGUGUGUCACCUCCAUGCCCAAUGAUGUAGAAGGUGUAGAAGCGGGUAGAAUUCUAGAAUGUAGAGCCAAAAUUUAUGAGGCGGAACCAUGCCCGGUAAAUUUCCAACUCCGAGAAGCAUUUCCCCUUCCCCCAAAAAUUUAGGGCGCCAUUUCAAAUCGAACUCCAAAAUUUCACGAAUUCCCUUCCCUCUUCGUACCCUCGUCUCCAUUCUUCUCCUUCCCAAAGAGAGGAAAUCCCCGUCGACCCACCCCCUCAUCUGCCUUUCCGAUCCCAUGGCCGUGCCCCACAACGCCACCACCGAAGGCGACCCGGCCACGGAGGAUAUCAAGAACCCCGCCGAGGCCUCUCCGACCGCCGUCUCGUCUCCAUCCAAGCACAACAAAUCGCUCGGCGUUCGAGUUGCCCAUGGCCGAACCUACGACUCCGAGAAUGGCAAGUCUUGCCAUCAGUGCAGGCAGAGGACAACGGAUUUUGGGGCACCGUGCAGGCAGAUUCGGAAGGACAAGCCCUGCCCCAUAAAGUUUUGCUACAAAUGUCUCCUCAAUAGGUAUGGGGAGAAGGCUGAAGAGGUUGCUCUGAUGCAAGACUGGAGUUGCCCCAAAUGCCGUGGCGUUUGCAACUGUAGCUGCUGCAUGAAGAAGAAGGGUCACCUGCCGACAGGAAUUCUCAUCCACACCGCCAAGGCGACUGGGUUCUCUUCGGUGCAUGAAUUACUUUAUAAGCAGGGAUCUGAUGUGUUGGCUGCUGCAAAUGGACUGAGAAGUUUGAGCGCGGCAAGCCCUGACGUCUAUAAAAAGGGGUUGGUGGCUCAUAAAAGAAGUCAUGGCAAGGAAAAUCACCUUGAUGAGCCUUCUGUUGGUGGUGAUGACAAGAAAGGUAAUUCACAUGCGAAAAAAGAAACAAAAAGAGCAUCGAAAAAACUAAAGCGUGACAGUGAGUGUGGCGGUGAGAAUGUAAUUGGGCUCUGUAGAAGCAAUGCAAAACCAAAGGAUGAUGAUACACAAAAGCAGGAUGAAAAGAAACCCUUUGUGAAGAAUGGCAAUACAGAGAUGCAGCCAAAUAAUGAUAAGCCUGUCCAUAUGAAUUGCAUUAAUGAUCAACUCAAAGGUUUGCAACAUUUGCCAAAUUCUCCUGAACAACAAAAUGAUUAUACAGAUAAUUGGCUAAAUACAGAUGCAAUAAAAGUUUCUGGCAAGAAAAAAAUUCAUAAUGUCCAAGGCAAACCUUCGCGCAAAGUACACAAGAUCAAGAAACAUGGUAAUAAAUACUCAAAUAUUGUUGAGGAAAAAGUGUCAGCUGGCUUACCAAACAAAAAAGUCAAACUCAAACAACUGGUGAAAGAUCGAAAGUCCAGGAAAUAUGGUAGCAACAACCCUACUGAACGUGAGAAUUUAGCAAUUGUGAUUCCUCAGGGUGCACCAUUAAUAGAGGUUGCAGGGGUUGAUUGGGCAGCUGAGGAUGUUGGUGCAGCUUUGCAAUUUUUGGAAUUCUGCAAUGCAUUUUCAGAGGUGCUUGAUAUAAAGAAAGGAGAACCUAUAAAUGUUCUCAGAGAACUAUCAAGAGGAUGUGUUGGACGUCGAGGAGUGCACUCUUCAAUUGUUAAAUUUCACAUCAAAUUAUUGAUGUUUAUUCAGAAGGACAUGGGCAACGAGUCUGUUUCAUACUCAAGCAGUGGAGAUAAGUGGCUGCAAUCUGCUGUUAACUGCAUCAAUGAAUCUGAAUGUGCCUUAAAGGUACCUUUGGAAUGCUUGAACAAGGAUUCCUUAGCAUAUGAUAGUUGGGAUGCAUCAGAUAAGCUCAAAUUGUUGAAUCUUCUCUGUGAUAUAACACUUGGAACUGAGGAACUACGGAACUGGAUUGAUAAAGAAAACAAAAAAUAUAUUGAAAGAAACAAGGAGGCAAAAGAAACAAUUAUUGCUGCCAAGAAAAAGGGAAAGGAUCUAAAGAAAAAAUUGAAGGAUGAUGUGGCCAAAGCUAUGCUUUCUUUGAAGGAAGGAUCAUAUUCUGAUGCUGAGCAUGAGAAUCUUGUCUCACAAAUAAGAGCUGAGACAGAAAAAGCUCAUGCUGAGAUGCUAGAGAUAAUGGAACAAUUGCCAAAAGAUUCAGAUAACACAAGAAAAGAUGCAGUUCGAACAGAGCCGUUAUUUUUGGAAGGAGAAGGACGCGUGUAUUGGACUCUUGGAGGGUUUUGUAGUAAUUCUAAAAUUAUACUUCAAGAUAUCAGGACUUGGGACUCAGUGAUGCUUGAGGAUAAAUGGUUUACAUAUGUUGAAGAGGAAAAGAACUCAGUUGAGAGACAUAUUUCUUCUUCACGGAGGAACUGGAGGCAAAAGAUGAGUGGCGGUUUUCUGGAACAAGACUCAGAGGAUGUACAUUUGAAGUUGAAGCUUGUAACGCAUGGUGCAGAAUGAGUUCAUGUCAAUGCAGAAUUGGAAGCUCAGUAGACGAGCAAUAUAAUGCAACAACGAUUGGAGUGCUGACUGACGGCCAGUUGAAUUGCUCUUUACACAAAAGGAAUGUGUUGAAUUGCUGUUUACACAACAGCAAAGUGACGGUUUUUUUUUUUGUGUGUCAAUUUUGGCCAACUUAUUUCUUUUUUACACCCGCUAUUCUCUGUUGCAAUUGUUGCCCUGUAAGCUGAAGCUGCGUUGCUUACCGUAGCGUAGCCAGAAAAGAAAAAGAAAAAAAUCAUCUUUUUUUGUUUUUUUUAAUUGGGAGAAACAAAGACCUGCCUCUGCUCUGCUGCCCACUGCUCAUGCUUUCUCGGUGCCCUGUUUCUUUUAGGUGACAGCAAAAGCUCAGUUCAUGGUCGAAAUAUAAGCGCACAAGUUGUCA